This is a messenger RNA of Rhinocladiella mackenziei CBS 650.93, 1962 nucleotides long. RefSeq lists its product as uncharacterized. The transcript has 3 exons. Gene Ontology annotation, cellular component: nucleus. Gene Ontology annotation, biological process: regulation of DNA-templated transcription; DNA-templated transcription. NCBI's taxonomy places the organism in Eukaryota, Fungi, Ascomycota, Eurotiomycetes, Chaetothyriales, Herpotrichiellaceae. The record is from RefSeq and is a predicted model, not a curated record. The coding region runs from base 1 to 1962 and encodes 653 amino acids. Gene Ontology annotation, molecular function: DNA-binding transcription factor activity, RNA polymerase II-specific; transcription cis-regulatory region binding; zinc ion binding.
AUGGGACUCGAAUGUACGGUCGACCCCUCUUACCGACGAGCCAACCGUCAGGACCGAGUGCGAGAACUUCAGCAACAGCUGGAACAGUUACAGAAUUCCAUUGAAUGUCAACAAUGCGAUACGCCGCCAGCACCGGCACAGGUACAGGCGCCGACACUCAACACCACCUGGGUUCCCCCAGGGAGCCAGCCGACUCGACCGUCACUUGAGCAUGAGCCCUGUGGCCCUAUUACUGCCCCCCCGGUUGACCUUGUGUCUGCAGUGGCGGUUGACAAGCCGGUGGUGAUGCCCAUCACCGGAGUUCAACAAGGUCCUUCAUUUGAUCGCAGGCCUGUCAUACGUGACAGUGACAAUGACAAUGCCGACAACAGUCAUGCAAUGUCGUCAAGAACUGCAGCAGAAACCGCCGAGAUCCCUGAUCGCGAAUCUACAAAUGGCUCGCACUCUUUUGUCUAUGUCUUUGGGAAGACAAGACUCACCCAAACACAGGCCAAAGCUAUGUUUGCGACGUAUUUCGACAAGUAUCACCCAUUCCUACCGAUCCUCGACCCCUACCGAACGAACGAGUCAUGCUACGAGACCUCGCCACUCUUGUUUUGGUCCAUCAUUGCUGUUGCAGCACGACAGCUCCAACUUGACGAUAACUUCCUCAUGCAGCUGGGGAGCGAGCUCAGCCGAACGCUUUGGGCGACCGUCGCAUCGAACACGUUUUCGACACAGCACGUUCAGGCCAUGCUCCUACUCGCAUCCUGGCCGCUUCCCGAUAUCCGGUUGUGGACUGACAAAUCUUUGACAAUCAGUAUCAUGGGCAUGAAAUCGGCCAUGAUAAUGGGCAUGCAUCGACCAGGGUGUGAGCAUGAGUAUUCAAAGGACUCGGCCCAACUAAACACCCGGUGGGAUGCCCUCGAAAGAAGCCGUACGUGGAUCGCUUCGGUAGCUUUGUGCCAGAGUCUGUCUCUAGAUCUUGGGCAUGGCUCCGUCUCAGACUUUGACGACUGGAGCAUUCGCAGUGCCUGCAGCAUGGACUCUUCUUCCGCCGCAAAUGUGCCACUCCAGAUCCGCCAUAGUCUCAUGAUACAAAGAUGCAGUCACGACGCAUUGAGAUCCCUUGCACAAGCCGCCGACGGGCCCUACGGCAUCCCGGCAGGACCAAAUUGUUUCGACCUGAUAGCCCACUGCGAACAACAAUUCCAGGACCUGUAUUCUUCAUUGGACGAUCAGCUCUCUCUUGCCAACCGGCUCGAGCUCUACGGCUCUCAAUUACAUAUCCAAUGCUUCUACUUCUUGUACGAUGAUCAAAUUGAAAUUCGGCUGCCUGGACUGUUGAGAGCUUACGCCACGGCAUCCGCGCUGAUAUCAGCAAUUUUGUCUGACAACAACGCGCACGACGUCUUGCCACAUGCGCCUCUGAGGUUCACGCGCAUCAUCCUCAAUGCGGCCUUGGUCAUCUUCCGGAUUCUCCAUUCAAACUUAGCGAUGGGGCUCGACUACAACCACGGGAAAUUGUUAUUCAACGCCGCGGCCUUUUCAAUGCAACAACUAUCAGUUCGGCAGAAAGACAGAGACUUCCCUCUUCGCGGCUCCGACAUGCUGAGGGCAUUCUGGCGUGCGGGAGAGCGUAGUACCACCAUGUGUAGCCAAGAUCUGAGACUCCGUGUGAAGUCUCGAAUGGGUGCCAGCCUUGUCUACGAUUGUUUGUGGCUCUUCCGGCAAAAGAAUAAGCCCGCCGUCCCCACACAAGACCCGACCACUAACAACAGUCGACUUAUGCCUCCGGACUUGGACUUGACAGCGUCUCCUUCAGAGAAUGUACACACGGAUCCAAUGCAGAUGCAAGGGGCCACACCGUCCAUCUCAGACCCCAUGUUCUCCGACGAGGAGCUGCUGCACAUUAGUCCGAACAUAGACAUGAGUAAUAUGUUCUGGCUCGAGGAUUUGGUAUUUGUCGGCACAACUUCGUAA